Molecule: messenger RNA, 2824 nt
Organism: Lathyrus oleraceus (garden pea)
Lineage: Eukaryota; Viridiplantae; Streptophyta; Magnoliopsida; Fabales; Fabaceae
Product: putative lipid phosphate phosphatase 3, chloroplastic
Exons: 8
Coding region: 1445-2494 (349 amino acids)
Biological process (GO): phospholipid dephosphorylation; phospholipid metabolic process
Cellular component (GO): membrane
Molecular function (GO): phosphatidate phosphatase activity
Source: RefSeq, a predicted model, not a curated record
UCUGAUUACUCUUGGAAAGAUUUAGAUACCAAACUAUGCAGACAUCUUUAGUUUAGGGUUUGUGUUCUAAUCUGGUUACUGUUAUGGUCAUUAGCCAUAUUCAUGAUUGAUGUUUAUAUUCUGCAGUGUUUUUGAGAUUUCAUAAGCUUAUCUCUAACUAUACAAGAACAAGCACGUCUAUCACAUUGUUUUGACAUCAUUUCUUGCUGAUUUAUUGUUUGGGCUUUUAAGGCUUAUGUUACAACUCUUUUUGAUUUUGAGUGUAUAUAUAGCUUUGUGAGAAUUGUGAUUCAUGUGAACUGAUGCUCUAUGCUUCUCUUGGUAGUUGACUCUUUUUACCCUUUAGGAUGGUGCCGAUAUAGCUUCUCUGUCAUUGCUAUCUAUGUAAGCAGGUUGUGUUAUAUGUAUCUGAUUGAUUUCCUAGCUUACCUUUGAAGCUUAGUAUUAUUGAAGAUUAAAUUCAAUUUUCUCCAUUUUUGGUGCUUUUCUUGAGUCAUUCUCAUUGUUGGAAUUCCGCCUUAAUUGCGGUCCGCCCAUAGUCGCCUUAAUUGCGGCAUUUAGGCUAGCAUCCAACACCUUCGUUGUGUUGGGUUUGAAGGGGUGAAAUUAGUUCAACAUUGAUUAGAGAUAUAUGGUCUGUAGUGUGUUUAUAAGUGAGGGCAAUCCUCGGCUAACAAGCUGGUUUUAUAGGGAUGAGUUAGGUCCAUCCCUAAUUCUAAGAUGGUAUCAGAGUCUAUCCUAGAUCCAUUGUUGGGCUUCCCGCAUUGUCCAAGCUUCGGUCUCAUUGAGACCCAAGCGUGAGGGCGUGUGUUGGAAUUUCCGUCUUAAUUGCAGUAUGUUCCUAGUCACCUUAAUUGCGGAACUUUGGUUAGUCUUCCCUUUAGCCUCCAACACCUCCAUUGUGUUGGAUUUGAAGGGAUGAAUUUAGUCCCACAUUGAUUAGAGAUAUAUUGUCUGUAGUGUGUUUAUAAGUGGGGGCAAUCCUCACCUUACAAACCGGUUUUGUUGGGAUGAGUUAGGUCCAACCCUAAUUCUGAAACUCAUAAACCUAUUUGUUGAUGAUAUUGUUGUUUACAUGUUUUCAAUGGAUAGAUUCUCUUGCAUAUACAGCUACAUAUGCUGGAAUUCUUUCUAAUUUUUUUGUAGAUUUCAAUAAUAUUUAAGAUGGUUAUAUUUUACACUAAGGAUUUGCAAGUUUGUAAUUUGUAUAUUUUGCUACAUUGUUCAACUUUAAUAUGUAUCCCUUGUGUUUAUUGGAAACAAGAAAAUAUAGAACUUGUAAGUUGUAAGAAAAGCAAAGCAAAUCAGGGUAUUUUCAUGUAAUUUGUCCCUGAAAGUACUUUUUUUGAGGUUACCUAGGACUUAUCGAGAAGGAGGCUGGGGUUCUCUGCUCUGACUAGUGCUCACUUUUCAUCCAUUAAUUCUCCAUUGAUAGACAAAAAGAAUGAAGAGGUACAAUUUAAUUAAGAUUUUCUCGAAUAACCAAAGGACAUUGUUUAAGGUUGGCCAUUACCAUAUCCGGCUCAGAGAAGAGGAAUUCGGGCAGCGGGAAGUCCAGCUUGGUUCACACACUAUGAGCUCUCACGGAUAUGCAGUUGCUAGAGUACACAUGCACGACUGGAUCAUGCUAUUGCUCCUUGUAUUGAUUGAAAUCACCUUAUACAUGAUCCAUCCUUUCUAUCGCUUUGUUGGGAAGGAAAUGAUGACUGAUCUCAAAUAUCCCUUGAAGAGUAAUACAGUUCCUGUUUGGGCUGUUCCUAUGCUUGCAAUCGUAUUGCCUAUCGUGAUCUUUCUCGUAGUUUAUGUCCGAAGGAGAGAUAUCUAUGAUCUUCAUCAUGCCAUACUGGGUCUAUUGUUCUCCAUUUUAGUAACAGCGGUGAUAACUGAUGCAAUAAAAGAUGCAGUAGGGCGACCUCGACCAGACUUCUUUUGGCGAUGUUUUCCAGAUGGAAAGGAUGUUUACGAUAAAUGGGGAGAUGUCAUUUGUCAUGGUGACAAGAAUGUCAUUAAGGAAGGACAUAAGAGUUUCCCAAGCGGCCAUACUUCAUGGUCAUUUGCUGGUCUAGGUUUUUUAUCAUUGUACUUAUCUGGAAAAUUAAAAGCAUUUGAUCGCAAAGGUCACGUUGCAAAACUUUGUAUUAUUUUUCUACCGCUACUUGCUGCAUCACUUGUUGCCGUUUCUCGAGUUGAUGACUACUGGCAUCAUUGGCAGGACGUGUUUGCUGGAGGUCUAAUAGGGCUUGUAGUAGCUACUUUUUGCUAUUUGCAGUUUUUUCCUCCUCCUCAUCAUCCUGAAGGUUGGGGACCUUAUGCUUAUUUUACGAUGUUGGAAGAAUCACGAGGUAUGGCACAAGGUCCUAAUUCUCAAAAUGGUAGUCAAGAAGCUCAAUCUGAGAACCAAGAUGGACAAAGUCAACAUGGGUGUAUAGGGCUAUCUUUAGCAGAGAAUCAAACUUCAACAUUAGAAGAUGAACUUGAAUCAGGGAGGAGAUAAAAUCUGCACACAUCAUUGUAAAUGAUAUCCUAGAGUUCGUUGAAUAUGUUUUCUCUAGGUUGUCACUAACUUUGAAGCCUACUUUUUGUUUACAAUAGUCAGAUUUAGAACAAUCUGUUACUUUGUGAAUAAUGUGGACAUAAGGGUCCUCUAUUGGUAGCCAAUUUAGUAUCUGUUUGGUAAAUCAUAAGUUACAGAAUGUAUAGCUUCUAUUUUUUCACAUAAAAAAUGUCUCGGAAUGUGAAAAUGUUAUUCCUAUACCAAACAUACACUUGGAGGCUGUUUGGUUUUAGAAAUCCCAUCGAAGUUAUAAUCUGCUGUUUUUGUCUA